Molecule: messenger RNA, 786 nt
Organism: Naegleria lovaniensis
Lineage: Eukaryota; Heterolobosea; Eutetramitea; Acrasida; Naegleriidae
Exons: 3
Coding region: 1-786 (261 amino acids)
Molecular function (GO): GTP binding; GTPase activity
Source: RefSeq, a predicted model, not a curated record
AUGCACUCAACAACGAAAAGCAGCAGCAGCGCAACGAAUACUUCCUCUCUCGAUGAUGAAGCACUCAGAAAAGCAGACAAGUUUAAACUCGUUGUACUCGGAGAAAGCUCUGUGGGCAAAACGUCCCUCGUGAUUCGGUUAGAUAAGAAUUGCUUUUUUCAAUAUCAGGAAAGUACAAUAGGAGCAGCCUUCUCAACUCAGUUUAUUACUGUUGGAGAUCGAGUGAUUAAAUUUGAAGUAUGGGAUACAGCCGGACAAGAACGAUACAAAUCUCUCGCUCCCAUGUAUUAUAGAGGAUCAGAAUGUGCCAUUGUCGUCUACGACAUUACCAACAUGGAGUCUUUUCAUAGAGCCAAAUAUUGGGUCAAGGAAUUACAACGACAAAGUCAAACAAAUAUGGUUAUUGCACUCGCAGGAAAUAAGGUCGAUCUACAAGAAGAUAAACGACAAGUCGACUACUCCUUUGCUCAAUCCUAUGCCGAAGAUAAUGGUUUAAUCUUUAUGGAAACCUCUGCCAAAGAAAAUAUUAAUGUCAGAGAAGUGUUUGAAACGUUGGCACGAAAGAUGCCUCUACGAGAGAGGGACAAUGAUGAUCACGUGAAUGGAGAGGGUGAUGAGAAUGAACAAGAUGAAAAUUAUUAUGGAGGAACCAGUCAUUCGGGAGGUGCGAAUGGACUCACGGUCAGACACUCUUCACGAGAUCGUAAACAACAACAACUCUCCAAGCCAGGUUUGUCGUCCUCUUCAAGAACUACGUGUUGUGGUGGAGGUUCUACCACGAAAUAG